UCGAAACCUUGAGAGAUUGACCAAAAGUAAUUUCUGGUUUUUCCGUACAGUGUUUAGCUUUGCGGUACAUGAGUGAUAUUAACUGCAACGAUUAACUGCAAAAGCACCAAGAUAUAUAUAUGCACUUAGUGAUAACGAUUGUAGACCUUCGCUGAUUUCGCGUGGAUGUGCUGUUUAUCAAUCGAGAUAGUACUGGUUACUUGUCUCGACCUCCAGGAGUCCUCUAAUAGUUCUACCGGUUGUCGGCCAAUUGUUCAAUCGGUAUCCUUUUGAGCAGAAGCAUUCAACUCCUAAUUAAAUUAUUAUGCAUUCGACCCUUCAGCACCGUCUGCUUGCGACUUUAAAGAGAAACGCAUCUGCAAUAAUCGUCCAGCAGAGAUAUGCGUCGGAAGCCUCCUUCCAAGUUAAGCCAUUCAAGCUGCAUAAAAUUGAAGAUGAUGGGCCCGCAACGACUGUUACGGUAACGUCAGAGGACGCUGUUAAGUUUUAUCGUCAAAUGAUGACCAUUCGUCGAAUGGAAGCAGCUGCCAACUCGAUGUAUAAAAGCAAACUUAUUCGAGGUUUUUGCCAUCUCUACUCUGGCCAGGAAGCAUGUGCUGUCGGGAUGGAAGCUUCUCUCCGACGUGAUGACGGAGUAAUCACGGCGUAUCGUGCUCACGGGUGGGCAUUCGUGCGGGGCGUACCGCUUAAAGGAGUACUGGGAGAGUUGACUGGAAGAAACAUCGGGUGCGCUCGUGGUAAAGGCGGUAGCAUGCACAUGUAUUCGCCGAAUUUUUACGGAGGGAAUGGAAUUGUCGGUGCUCAGGUCCCACUGGGCGCUGGUGUGGCUUUAGCGUACAAAUAUCAGGGCAAAGAUAAUGUUUGCCUCGCUCUGUACGGUGAUGGAGCUGCGAAUCAAGGACAAGUAUUUGAGGCAUACAACAUGUCUAUGUUAUGGAAGCUACCAGUGAUCUUCGUCUGUGAGAACAAUGGUUACGGAAUGGGCACCUCUGCGGAUCGAGCGGCAGCUUCAACAGAUUACUAUACCCGAGGAGAUUACAUUCCGGGUAUUUGGGUGGACGGAAUGGAUGUGCUUGCCGUCAGGGAAGCGACGCGGUACGUGGUAACCGAAUGCCGUAAAGGUAAUGGUCCAUUUGUUAUGGAGGUCGCAACAUACCGUUAUCAUGGUCACUCAAUGUCUGAUCCAGGUACCAGUUAUCGAACCCGUGAAGAAAUCCAGGAGGUGCGCCAGAGCAGAGAUCCGAUCACUUCAUUCAAGGAUAGGAUUAUUUCCAGUGGAUUGGCCACGUCCGAACAGCUUAAGGAAAUUGAUCAUGAAAUUCGUAAAGAGAUUGAUGAAGCUGUCGAUUUAGCGAAAAGCUCUCCUGAAAUUGGCCUCGAGGAACUCUAUGCCGAUGUAUACGCAAGCCCUCAAGAAAAGACAAUUCGAGGUAUUACACCGUUUGAUUUCCACGAUCAUAAGGCAAUUACUAAGCCCAUCAAUAUCUAAAAACUAGCCAUAGAACAACAGGCUGGUCUACUCUGGAAUGAGCUAAUUCAGCGACUCUUGAAAUCUGAAAUGCAUCAGCAAUUUGAUUAUGGUAACCUGUAGAUGAUACUAGUAACUGUACAGUUACUAUAUGCGCUAAAUUUGUUUUUACGACCAAAUGUUAUAUAAAUACCAGGACGAGGACUACACGUCCCUCGAAGACCUAUAUUUGAUACGAUUUGCGUAAUUAAGUAAGAACGACCAAAAGAUACCCCUUACAUCCUUCAUUGUUAUUAACAGCCGUUCAUAUUAAUAAUAAAUUAUCCUUAAGGUGCUCAAUAUAUACUGAUGUUUUGAAGUCCAUAGUGUCUCCGAAACGACUAGUGUAGUAACAAGACAUUCUAUUCAAGCUUCUCAUUUAAUUUCAGCUCUAAUUCCAAGUUUUUGUUUAUUAAAAUUCUUAGUUACUGAAAUUCUGAAUGAAAGUGAAGUAUAUUUAAAAAUAAAUCAUCAGCCAGCGGAAGUGUAUCCUGGCGCAUAAGGC
Molecule: messenger RNA, 2012 nt
Organism: Varroa destructor (honeybee mite)
Lineage: Eukaryota; Metazoa; Arthropoda; Arachnida; Mesostigmata; Varroidae
Product: pyruvate dehydrogenase E1 component subunit alpha, mitochondrial-like
Biological process (GO): pyruvate decarboxylation to acetyl-CoA
Cellular component (GO): intracellular membrane-bounded organelle
Molecular function (GO): pyruvate dehydrogenase (acetyl-transferring) activity
Source: RefSeq, a predicted model, not a curated record